Molecule: messenger RNA, 1125 nt
Organism: Oppia nitens
Lineage: Eukaryota; Metazoa; Arthropoda; Arachnida; Sarcoptiformes; Oppiidae
Product: ribonuclease H2 subunit A-like
Exons: 6
Coding region: 109-1059 (316 amino acids)
Biological process (GO): DNA replication, removal of RNA primer; mismatch repair
Cellular component (GO): ribonuclease H2 complex
Molecular function (GO): RNA binding; RNA-DNA hybrid ribonuclease activity
Source: RefSeq, a predicted model, not a curated record
AUAUGUAUUAAUAAUGUUAUGUAUGAUAUGUUUGGCGCUCAACACAAACACAUUGCAGUGUUUAUUGUAUUAACAAAACAUAUCAACUAAUCGUUGAUUUGAUUGCAAAUGGAUAUCAAUUUAGUCUUUGAAAAUCCACUUAAAGACUGUGACUUACAGUCAAACGUACCAAACAUUGCUAUUACUGAAGAAUGUAUUAUUGGUAUCGAUGAGGCCGGAAGAGGACCUGUUUUAGGUCCAAUGGUUUACAGUUUGGCUUACUUUCCAUUAAGGGAUGAAAAGGAUCUGAAAAAAUUGGAUUUUGCUGACUCAAAGACAUUAACUGAAGAAAAACGAGAAGAUAUAUUUGAAAAGAUUGGUCGAAAUAACUACAAGAAUAUCGGUUGGUUGUCCACUGUUUUAUCGCCGGUCACUAUAAGCAACUCAAUGUUUAAAAGAUCAAAAUACAAUUUGAAUCAGUUAUCUCACGACACGGCUAUAGCAUUGAUCAGACGCGCCAAACAUAAUGGCAUUCAAGUUAGCAAAGUAUUUGUUGAUACCGUGGGUCCGGCAGAUAAAUAUGAGGCCAAACUUAAGAGUCUAUUUCCCGAUAUUAAGUUUAAAGUUGCCAAUAAAGCCGACUCUAUUUACCCGAUUGUGAGUGCGGCCAGUGUUUGCGCUAAAGUGAUUCGCGAUAGAGUUGUAAAUAACUGGAAAUUUAUUGAACCAAAUAUGCAGUUUAGUCGUGAAGAUUACGGUUCCGGUUAUCCGGGAGAUCCAAAAACUAAAAAAUUUUUGUCACAAACAAUGGAUCCUUUGUUUGGCUUCACAUCGUUUGUUAGGUUCAGUUGGUCUACAAUUAAGACAAUUCUGGAUGAAAAGGCCAUUGAAUGCGAAUGGGAAGAGGAAGAAGAUGAAGAUAAACAACAGUUAAAGUCAGAGACGACUACCAAAAAGAUUUCAAAUUAUUUCAAUGCCGCCAAUAAAGUGGUAAAACCAAUUAAAAAGCAAAAAGUUAACACAUUUUUUAAAGAAAGAAAUCUUAAAUUUUUUAAUAAUUUAAGUGACUUAAAGUUUUAAUAUUUUUAUAUUGUUUUUAUCAUUUUUAUAAACCAUUACCGGUAUAUGUUUUACAAAAUAUUUUUA